UGGAACCAGAUGACAGGAUGGUCAAAAUUAGCACUAGAAGUACUAGUUCUGACAGCCAGAUUUUGAUGCUGCAUGAUAUACAAAUAUAGAUUUGAACUUCACAAAAUACAGAGGAAUCAAGUUCAGCACUUUGCUGUAUCAAAAUGUCCUCCGAUAUUUACGCCAAAGUACAGCUGCCCCAGAAGGUGAGAUAUACCAGAAAAGAGCAAGAGAACAGAACAGACUGGGAGGACAAGGAGGUAAAUAUCUACCAGUCUGCAGAAGACGUUGAUGAUUACUACUCCGUUUCUCAGCCACAGGAAGAAGGUCAACAGACACAAAGACAACCAGCUGUGAGGAAAAGUUCCUCCAGAAGAGUAAAACUCUGCAAAAUGCUGCCAUGGAUUGCAGUGUCAGUUGCCAUCAUCAGCCUGACCAUAUGCUUCACUCUGGAAAUCAUCAAACUGAAGAACAGCCACAGCCAUCUGUCAGAAAUGACAGCCAACUACAAUCAGCUACAGAACAGCUACGAAAUACUCAGCAAAAAUCACAGUCAACUGACUGAUCAAGUAAACAGAUUGAACAAAACGAUUACAGGAAAGUGGUGCCCAGAUGGAUGGACCAGAUUUGGAUGCAGCUGUUACUUUAAAGGCGAGGAGAGAAAAACUUGGUAUGAUAGCAGGACAUACUGCCAAAACAGAAGAAGUGAUCUGGUGAUCAUAAACAGUAAAGCUGAACAGGAAUUUAUAAAAGAGUUUAAUAAAAAUGGAGAAUCUUGGAUCGGUCUUCAAUACAAGCAGAUAAGUGUGCAAAGGACGUAUGAUUGGAAAUGGGUGGAUGGAUCACCACUGACACAAUCGUUUUGGGGAACAGGAUGGCCAGAAUAUGACCAGUACCAGUCAUAUGCAGUAUGCUGCGAUUAUGGAGGGAAAUGGAAACAAGACUAUUAUGACUAUUACAACAACUGGAUUUGUGAAAAAUAAAGUGUCAAACCAGAGAAAGUAAACACCACCAUAUUUUUUUUAAAAUGAUGUUUAGGAUUUUUGAGUCACAGCUCAUUGUUUAAAGUUUCUUUCUAAGGUUUCUGCAGAGGCACAAUGUAACCAAAUGACAGCAGAUGAUGUUUUGAUUUAGUAUGAUCUGUAGAGUAUUUUUAACAGACUGAUAUAAGUUAUGAGUUCUUAACUAUUUUUCCUUUAUUGUUAAACUCACAGAUGCAUGGAAAUCAUAUACAUAUUUUUAUGGUGAAUUUUGUCAGUGUGUGACAAAGAAAAAAAAAUCAACCUUUACUGGAAAAUAGUAACAGGAAAAUAAAUUCAGGUGGUAGCUUUUAAAUGAUCUACUUUGAUGUAGGUGCCAUUUGCUUUGCAAAGCUUUGUCAUUGUAGUAAAUAUUUUGACAAAUUUAAGAAUGAACUGUAAAGUUUCAACAUGGACACAUUAAAUAAACCACAUUCUAAAAUUGUAAAUGUAGAAGCGAUUUUAUUUUCCUUUCUUUAUCCAUGUUGUAUAAUCUAUGUGUAGUCAUUAAAUAAAUAAGGACAUUUUUAA
This is a messenger RNA of Poecilia latipinna (sailfin molly), 1529 nucleotides long. RefSeq names its product CD209 antigen-like protein A. The coding region runs from base 144 to 962 and encodes 272 amino acids. Lineage: Eukaryota; Metazoa; Chordata; Actinopteri; Cyprinodontiformes; Poeciliidae. The record is from RefSeq and is a predicted model, not a curated record. The transcript has 7 exons.